GCAGCCUGCACCACAGAAAGACAACUUUUUUCCCCCUUCUCUCCUGCCUGCUCUUGGCUGUAAUUGGAUUCAGGCUGAAACAACCACGUCCCCACCAGGAAAGGAGGGCAUUGGGGCGGGGGCGGAGGAGAGGCUGUGGGAGAAGGGAGGGACCAAAGGAGAGAGCAGAGAGGGCUUCCAACCCAGUUCGCCGACUAAGCAGAAGAAAGAUCAAAAAACGGAAAAGAGGAGAGCAAACAGGCACUUUCAGGAGCAAUCCCCUCACCUCCAAGCCGCCUGCGCUCUAGGAAUCCAAGUUCCGUGCCUUCAGAAGACAAAGGCGCCCAAGGAGAGCGGCGGCGCGACCCCAGGGCGUGGGCCCCGCCGCGGAGCCCGCACCGCCCGGCGCCCCGACGCCGCGGACCAUGUCUCCCGCCCCUCGACCCUCCCGCAGCCUCCUGCUCCCCCUGCUCACGCUCGGCACCGCGCUCGCCUCCCUCGGCUGGGCCCAAGGCAGCAACUUCAGCCCCGAAGCCUGGCUGCAGCAGUAUGGCUACCUACCUCCAGGGGACCUGCGCACCCAUACGCAACGCUCACCCCAGUCACUCUCAGCUGCCAUUGCCGCCAUGCAAAGGUUCUAUGGUUUGCAAGUGACAGGCAAGGCUGAUUCGGACACCAUGAAGGCCAUGAGGCGCCCUCGCUGUGGUGUUCCAGAUAAGUUUGGUACUGAGAUCAAGGCCAAUGUCCGGAGGAAGCGCUAUGCCAUUCAGGGCCUCAAGUGGCAGCAUAAUGAGAUCACUUUCUGCAUCCAGAAUUACACCCCCAAGGUGGGCGAGUAUGCCACAUUCGAGGCCAUCAGGAAGGCCUUCCGAGUAUGGGAGAGUGCCACGCCACUGCGCUUCCGUGAGGUUCCCUAUGCCUACAUCAGAGAGGGUCAUGAGAAGCAGGCUGACAUCAUGAUCUUGUUUGCUGAGGGUUUCCACGGCGACAGUACACCCUUUGAUGGUGAAGGGGGCUUCCUGGCUCAUGCCUAUUUCCCAGGCCCCAAUAUUGGAGGGGACACCCACUUUGAUUCUGCUGAGCCCUGGACUGUCCAAAAUGAUGACCUAAAUGGGAAUGAUGUCUUCCUGGUAGCUGUGCAUGAGUUGGGCCAUGCUCUAGGCCUGGAGCAUUCCAACGAUCCCUCUGCCAUCAUGGCGCCCUUUUACCAGUGGAUGGACACAGAAAACUUUGUGCUCCCUGACGAUGAUCGCCGUGGCAUCCAGCAACUCUAUGGGAGUAAGUCAGGGUCACCCACCAAGAUGCCCCCUCAACCCAGAACUACCUCUUGGCCCUCUGUCCCAGAUAAGCCCAGAAACCCCACGUAUGGGCCUAACAUCUGUGAUGGGAACUUUGACACCGUGGCCAUGCUCCGAGGAGAGAUGUUUGUCUUCAAGGAGCGAUGGUUCUGGCGGGUGAGGAAUAACCAGGUGAUGGAUGGCUAUCCAAUGCCUAUCGGCCAGUUCUGGAGGGGCCUGCCUGCAUCCAUCAAUACUGCCUAUGAGAGAAAGGAUGGCAAGUUUGUCUUCUUCAAAGGAGAUAAGCAUUGGGUGUUUGACGAGGCUUCCCUGGAACCUGGGUACCCCAAGCACAUUAAGGAGCUAGGCCGAGGACUGCCUACUGACAAGAUUGAUGCCGCUCUCUUCUGGAUGCCCAAUGGAAAGACCUACUUCUUCAGGGGAAAUAAGUACUACCGUUUCAAUGAGGAGUUCAGAGCAGUGGACAGCGAGUACCCUAAAAACAUCAAAGUCUGGGAAGGAAUCCCCGAGUCUCCCAGAGGGUCAUUCAUGGGUAGUGAUGAAGUCUUCACAUACUUCUACAAGGGGAACAAGUACUGGAAAUUCAACAACCAGAAGCUGAAAGUAGAGCCAGGCUACCCCAAGUCGGCUCUCCGGGACUGGAUGGGCUGCCCCUCGGGGGGCCGACCGGAUGAGGGGACUGAGGAGGAGACGGAGGUGAUCAUCAUUGAGGUGGACGAGGAGGGCAGCGGAGCUGUGAGUGCGGCCGCCGUGGUACUGCCCGUGCUGCUGCUGCUCCUGGUGCUGGCCGUGGGCCUUGCCGUCUUCUUCUUCCGACGCCACGGGACCCCCAAACGACUGCUCUACUGCCAGCGCUCACUGCUGGACAAGGUCUGACCCCCACCGCUGGCCCACCCGCUUCUACCACCAGGACUCAGCCUCUGAAGGCCGGCGGCAGCAGGUGGUGGCAGGUGGGCUGCUCUCACCCACCCUGAGCUCCCUCCCUCCAGCCUCCCUUCUCAGCCCCUAACUGGCCCCUUCCACCCUCACCCCAGCAUUGCUUCAUCCAUAGGUGGGUCCCCUGAGGGCCGAGCAGGAAGGUAGUCCCUUCCGGCCUCUGGCCCUCAAGGGAACCUCGCAGCUUGGUGUGUGUCUGGCCCUAUUUGAAUGUUUUUAGGGCUCUGCACUUGAAGGCAAGACCCUCUGGCCUCACAGGCAAAGGCCAAAUGGGGUCAUCUGCUUCUUUUCCAUCCCCUAACUACAUACCUUAAAUCUCUGAACUCUGACCUCAGGAGGCUCUGGGCAUGCGAGCCCUGUAAGUACCAAGUGUACCCAGUUGGCAACCUCCCACCACUCUGACUAACAGGAAUCUGAUAGUGUGUGUUUGGAGGUGGAAAGAUUGCUCAGCUACCCUAAAGACUUUGCUUUAAAAAAAAAAAAAAUCGCUCAGUGAGGGUCUUGGUGGCUUGGACAACCAAGUUCCUCUCCACAAAGAUCUGCCUCUGUUCAACCCAGCCUGGAGAACUUCCAAGGAGCCUGAGCCAUUAAGGACUAAAAUGGGUCUGAGGAAACCCUUGGCAAGCCUGGCCCCUCCUGAAUGUUAGCCUUGGAUGUCGAGUUCAAGGUUGGAAGAGCUAAAAGCAGGGGAGAUGGCCCCGGGUGCAGAGAGGUCAAGGAAGACAGCAGGAUCUGGAGCAUGGGGGAUGAGCCUGGCGGCUCAAAGCAGAAAAAGACCUGUUCAAACGCAAGUAGCUGGGGCUGGGACCCAAAGAUAGCAGUCAGAGGAGACAGGAAAUGAGGUGUGAUGGUGGCAGUGUAUGCCUGGGAGUCUGGGCAGACUGCAGGGUACUCGCAGGGCACUGUGGUACCCAGGAGUGGACACAUUCUGUUGGAUCUCUCAGAGAGGGUCUUAAGGACACCCUGGCCUGCCUCUCUUUGCCCCCUUGCUCACUGACUCUGGAAGGGAAGGAUAAGAGUGAGCACAGGAAGAAAAAGAACAUAUAGUACAGGGACUGGAGACUCACAGAGACCGGAGGAGGCUGUCAGUGGCCUAGCCUUGCUCAGUCUGCCUCACUACCCUAGUGAGGCAGGUGUCUGGGUGCUCCUGGGUAGGGUGGGCCCCCCCUCCCUUUCCUGAUGCAGACCCUCCUCAGUCCAUGUUAACUGUGUCCUGCCCUUCCUCUUCCCCACCCAGCCGACCCAUUGGAAGUCUCCUUCAUCCACUGAAGGUGGUCAUGGUACUGGGGACUUGGGAGAGUAAGACCCUGUGGAGGGGGUGAGAGGAGAGGAGUGUCUGGGUGGGGUUUGGGAAUAGGGAAAUUGGGGUGAACGGUGCUGGAAGCCCAGCUAAAUUUCUGUCUUGUUUGGGUUUUUUGUUUUGUUUAAUGUAUAUUUUUAUUAUAAUUAUUAUAUAUGAAUGCCAUUCAAAUCGUUCCUUUUUGUUAACAAGGGGCA
Molecule: messenger RNA, 3710 nt
Organism: Peromyscus eremicus (cactus mouse)
Lineage: Eukaryota; Metazoa; Chordata; Mammalia; Rodentia; Cricetidae
Gene: Mmp14
Product: matrix metallopeptidase 14
Exons: 10
Coding region: 405-2153 (582 amino acids)
Biological process (GO): extracellular matrix organization; zymogen activation; skeletal system development
Cellular component (GO): extracellular matrix
Molecular function (GO): zinc ion binding; metalloendopeptidase activity
Source: RefSeq, a predicted model, not a curated record